AUGUAAGACGCAUACACAUACUAGAUUCUUAAAAAAUGCAAUGGCAAAGUCAUUAUGCAGAUUGAUGAACAGCUUUUAGACAUCAUUAAUGCCCAUCUCACCAUUAAACCUCAAGAAUAAUAAUGUGAGGUACCAUACUCAGUCAAGAAACAACAUAAUUUCCAACGUAGGAUUGUGCCAUUCUUCAUGAACCAAUUUAUGCAUUGGGCUGAAGAAAUGGGAUAUAAACAGGUGGAUGGCUACUUGAGAUCUAUUCACAAGAAGAAGACUUCAAAACAAUAAAAAUUUGAAUUAGGAGACCUUAAAAAACUCUUUGGUGCCAUCAAUCCUAGAACAAAGAUCAUUCAGCUGGAAACACAACACAAAUGGAUAGAAUUCUUAGGAACUUAAGCUGAAGUUUGUGUUCUAAUCAACAACAAAAUUAAAGAUCAAUCUACUAAAUAGAUGUACGUACAAGCUAUUGAGCAAUUGAAAGAAUAGCUGUAGAAGGAAUAGCCGUAUGAUAAAUUUUUGAGUCUCUCAAAAAAAGACGAAGUAAAAGAGGAGUCAAUAAAAGAAGAAUAUACAAGUUGUGAAGUUCCCACUGAUGAGUACGCACCUACUUAUUAUUAAGAUCCAUAUACUUAUUUAAGUUGUGCAUACAAUAACGAAUUUUGAUUUUAUUCUCAUUUAUAUUUAACAAAUUUAUGACAUCAU
This is a messenger RNA of Paramecium tetraurelia, 696 nucleotides long. RefSeq lists its product as uncharacterized. The record is from RefSeq and is a predicted model, not a curated record. The transcript is spliced from 2 exons. Lineage: Eukaryota; Ciliophora; Oligohymenophorea; Peniculida; Parameciidae.